AUGGAAAAUGUAGGAAUGACAGAUUCUCCCUUAGAACAGGCCUCUACUUUCAUAGAGACAGACAUUUCUUCAGUGUCUCCUGCUAUAAGCAGCCUAGGUGGUGGAACUGACCUCACCAUCACAGGGGACUUCUUUGAUACACCUAUGAAAGUCACAGCUGCAGGAAUUCCCUGCCAAAUUAAACAUAUUACUUCACAAAAGAUAAUCUGUACAAUGGGAGCAGUAGACAAUAAUAGAACAUUCAGUGGAAUUCAACCAGGUAUCUUCAAUUUAUGGCCCAUCCAAAUUGUUCCUAAUGCCAGUUCUCCAUACAAUUUUCUGCCUGAGAAACAGAAACCUAUCCAAUGCACAACUGCAUGGUUUUUUGUGGCACCAGAGACAAAUAAUUAUACAUUUUGGAUUCAGGUCACAAGAGAAUGUUUCUUCAGUAGCAUGAUGGCUUCUAAAUGUGCCAAAACCUUGCCACCAGUCUUUUUGGCACCUCUUAUGAAAGGUGAUAGGAAAAGCAUUCAGUGUGGAGUUUCUGAAACCAAAAUCUGUGAUAGUCAAUCAGAAAAAGUGGAAGUUGUAUCAAUUCCUAUGGGCACCACUGAUUGGUCAACACUUUGGGAAGAAGAUUGGUUUCAUCCUAGGAAGCCCAAAUCAGAGAAAUAUGAGCUAAUUGCUGGUACAAUGUACUAUUUGGAAGCUGUGUAUCAUGAGAUAUCUCCAAACAAUGGAAUGAGCAUGGGGUUUCAGUAGCAUAAUACCUGGCUGAACCCGGAUGUGGUUAGUACUUAUUGCAGAGAGAGAUACAGAAUACAAGCCAGUGCUAUCCAGCUUCCAGAGAUACAGAUGCUGACAUUGUCUGGCAGAGGAUGGUUCGGUCUUGCUUGGGACAAUGUGACCAGAAGUAUAAAAUCUGCUAUGCAGCAUGAACUGGAGGAACUUCUUUCAGUAAAAUGUGAAAUAGAGCUAUCAUCUGCUAACAUUUUUUUGCAAGCAAGAUUUGAGCAAAAUACUGAGAAUCCAGUCAAUGGUGGAGUCCUUGUCAGUUGGACAGAACCCUUUUGUGGAAGAUUCAGCAAUUUCAGCCCCAAAAGCCUUAUCAAAACAUCUCAAUUAAUCCCUCCCUAUGAUGUCACUACAUACACACAGUUGUGCUUUGCAUAUAAAGGCUACAUGAACAAUACCCCCUACAUUGCAGUGCCUUAUUCCAAUACCUUUCUAGAUACUGUGAAGAAACAUGACAAGUUAAAGAAGGUGACUGGUGAAGUCCCCUGGAUGUGUUCCCCCUAUUAUACUUUUGUAUUUAAUCACUGCGAGGGUAUGCCUUUGGAGGGACCCGAAGGGACCGAUCAAUUGUUGAUGUUUAUGAAUGAGACAGGAAUCAAUUUGACAGUCCAGAGGAUACAAGGUGCAAGCCCACCUCUUGGAGGAACUUUUCAAAUCCAUCUGCCUGACAUGGCGAUUCCAGGUAUCCCAGUGUCCACCUCUGCCAAUCACCUCCACAGCCUUCUGCAAAAUUGCAGUGAUAAUUUUACAGCUCAGUACAUAAAUGUCAGUGAGUUUUUUGUAUCUAAGAUUUCACACAACUCUUAUCAAAGUAUAUGGACACUGAGCUGGGCUUCAAUGAUUGGUGAUUUGCCAAAUUUCAUCAGAGUAAUCUCUGAUGAAAACUUCACUGGUCUUAACCCAGCAAUAAUAAGUUAUGUAGUAUUUGAUGGUGGAGUUUUCAUUGAUCCCAUAUUUGGAGAUAUGCUUGCUACCCCCAAUAACUUUGCACAGGUUGUCGUUAACAUGAAUGACAUUCCAGCAAAUUGUUCUGGCUCAUGUACUUUUCAGUAUCUCAGGGAAAUGAUCCCUUUAGUCAGUAGCACUGACUAUUCAACAGAUGAUACUGAACACAUAAUAGUUCACAUUAUAGGAUCUGGCUUCACUGCAGAUCAUCAAUCAUUGCUCAUAGAAACAAACAACCUAACUUGCAAAAUCCUAAAUUCAAACUACACUAAUGUCCUUUUUCAGAUGAAUGUAUUACCAGUUGGAUUGUAUAAGGUGACAUUAUUGGUAAGAUCUUUUGGAUUUGCAGUCAAUGCCAGUGGAGAAAGUAGUAUCUUCCUGAAGAUUACACCUAGAUUGACUUCUGUUGAGCCUUCAACAGCUUUGAAGAUAGAUAUGUCUGAAUCAUACUUAUUUUUGAUAAGAGGACUUACAGCGAUUCUAUCAGGUUCAGGUUUAGAUGGGAUAAACACAGUACUCUUUGGUUCUCAAACUUGUCCCAUCAAUUUCAAUGCCAGCAGUGCAGUGAAAAUGGAAUGCAGGCUUCCUAGAGGAGGAGAGGAUACUGUUAAUCUAACCCUAAUGAAUGAACAUGGAUUGACUGCUUUUACCAAUGCUUUUACCUACACCUCUUCUCUAAAUCCAUGCAUUGUGUCAAUGAACAGAAAUCAAAGUGGCAUAACAGGAGGUCAGCUACUUGUGAUAGGCAUUUCUUCAUUUUCCAACUAUACUCCAUUUGAUGUGAAGGUCAAAAUUGGGGAUACUGCAGUUCAAAUUCAAACAGUAACAGAUGAUGGAAUCAGUGUAUUGCUGCCUUCUCUUGCAGAAGGAUUGCAUAGGCUUUCAAUAUUCCUCCAUCAUCUCCCACUCAACACAGGUGGAUUGGAGCCAUUAAUCCAGUAUGUUACAGAGAUCUUCAGAAUAGAACCAUGUUGUGGCUCCUUCCUAGGUGGAACAUUGCUCACCAUUUCUGAAGUAGGUUUUAGCAACAGCCCAGCCUUGGUCUUGGUCCUGAUUGAUUUUCAACUCUGUGCUAUAAUCCAGCCAUUUCAAAUGAAAAUCUUUAAAAAUUACACUUUUCUUUAUAACUUGUCUUUGACUCCAAAUAUCAUAAACAUUGAAACAGAAUUAUUCAAUGUUAAUAUUCAAAGUCUGCACCUAGGCAUAGAAGGAGUCAGUAUAACAAAUUCAGUAGCUAUCCUGGAACACGUGGAAUGUCCCCUUGAAGUACAGAAGAUCAACCACUCUAUAUCUUGGUCUCAGUGUUCCUUGCCUCUAAACAUUCUAAAAUCAGGGCACUGUGUUAUGAGAGUUCUCCAGAAGCAAAUGGGCUUUGCCAAUAUACCAGCUGAGACACACAAUCCCCUUUUGGAUGAUCAGCAAUUUCCUGAUGUACACCAAGCUCUUAGUAUGACAGUAAAUGUCAAUGGAACGUAUAGCCGUUGCCUAGGAGACUGCUCGUUCAAUCGUUUUGCAAACAAGACUCUUGUUAUUGAUGCUGUCACUGUGAGGUUUGCUGGGAUCUUAAUUUACUUGUUAAUCAGAAUUCAAAAAUUAGUUUGGGCAGUGGAUGAAAUGCUUAUAGAGGUGGAUGGACAUCUCCCUUGCAAUAUAACUUCCUUGAACAAAACCAGCAUUGAAUGUCAGGUGCACAGCCUUGACGCAAAAGAACAUAGCAUUUCGGUAUUGAGCAGAAGCUGGGGUUCAGUCUGCCUGAGACAGAAAGACUCCAAUAUCUUCAGAGUUACUCCUGUGGUGCUCCAUUUUUAUCCCCAGAAUUUCAGUCUCAAUGGCGGAGGCCUCCUGACCUUAGAAGGUGCAGCACUUCAAGGCAGGAGCAGCACCUCAAUUCUUGUAGGAAAUCAGAGGUGUCUCCUCACCAAAGUCACCUAUUGGGCCCUUAAGUGCCUUGUGCCUCCAGGCCAAGGGACUGCAAUCGUGGGGCUCAACAUAGACACUAUGUCAUAUCCUGCUGGGGAAAUAAGCUACAGUGAAGAAUUCACCCCAGUUUUCCUCUCCCUUCUGCCUUCCACAGGCCAGUUUCUCACAAUAAUGAUUUCAAAAGUUAGGCAAAUGGAAGACAUGUACGUUUUCAUUGGAAGUUCUUCCUGCAUCAAUGUUACUAGCAAAAGUACCAGUUUGCAAUGUGUGCUUCCUCAGCUUCCUACUGGAGAAUAUAAUGUGACAGAUGGAAUUGUGCAGAGAGGUUGGGCCCCCUCCACUUUGGUAUUCACUUCGGUCCUGACAGUUAUCACAGUGAAAAACAGUCAUGAAGAGAAUGGCGAAGACUGCAAAGCAGCUGGUACAGCAUUGAUCCAGUGUGACAUCCAAAUUGAAGCAAAUGCUGAUGUUGUUACAGCAGCCACCCAAUUUCUAUUCUUUUGUGAUGAUUUGGCUUAUUCCUCAUUAAGGUCUAACAAGACCUCUAUCAACUCAUCCCACGUCCAUUUUUCUGGCCUCCUUCUCAGCCCUAAAGUGGAAAGAGAUGAAGUUCUCAUCUAUAAUAGCUCCUGUAACAUUACCAUGGAAACUGAGGCAGAGAUGGAGUGUGAGGGACCUAAUCAGCCAAUUACCGCCAAGAUUACUGAGAUAUGGAAAAUCUGGGGCCAGAACACUCAGAACACCUUCCGAAUUCAAUUUUGUGGACGAUGGUCAAAAAACUUGACCUGGCUUAAUGGACAUCCACCACAAGAUGGCGAUAAUGUCAUAGUAGAAAGAGGACAGAUUUUACUACUGGAUACUAACACAAGCAUUCUUAAUAUGCUUCAUAUCAAAGGUGGCAAGCUGGCAUUUAUUGGCCCUGGUCCCCCAGAACUUCACGCUCAUUCCAUCCUUGUGUCUGAUGGAGGAGUACUUCAGGUUGGAUCUCCCAGGAAGCCAUUCUGUGGCAUGGCCCGUAUCCAUCUUCAUGAAAGUGCCUAUUCUGAAGAGUUUUUCCCAUAUGGAGUAAAAUUUCUGGCUGUGAGAAAUGGAACCCUGUCCAUGCAUGACUGUGUCCCAAAAAUAUCAGUCACAUAUUUGAAAUCAGCAGCAUACUCCAACGAUACAAAGUUGGAUUUAGUGGACUUUGUGGAUUGGAAACCUGGAGAUGAAGUUGUUGUAUGUGGAGGAAGUUUUGAAGGUACAAAAGAAAUUCUUACCAUUAAGGAAAUAAAUGGUACAAAACUCUACAUUACAUCUCCACUAAGAUAUUCUUACACUGUUACUGAGAAGCAGGUUGAAGAACAUCUUGCUUUUAGAACUGUUGUGGCAUUGCUGAGUAGGAAUCUAGUCAUCCAAGGAAAUGCCACAAGUGAAAAAGUUUCCCAUCUGCAACUCUGUAAAGCAGCAGCUAUUUCAGGAAAAUCUUAUAUGCAGCAUUGUGUUGUACUGGAUUCUUUUGCUCAGGGAGUUAGCCUAUCAGGAAUAUCAGAUUUCAAGAUUGAAAAUAAUACUUUUUACAACAUUAUGGGCCAUGGAAUUAAAAUAGACAACAAUACAAUUAUUGGACUAGUGGAUGCUGAUGGCCUUUCCAAUACUGAAGUUCUGUCCCCAGCUGGAAUAUAUAUCCAGUCUUAUGAUAAUUUGAUAGAGCUAUAUAACAUGGUAUGUGGCACUGGACAUGGUUACUUUUUUCACCUUCCUCCUGCAAGAUUAGGAGAACCAGUGAUGUCCUUCAGUAAUAAUGUAGCUCAUUCCUGCUCUAGGGUUUUCCUCCAGCAGGAUGAAAACAUAUUGAUAUGCUAUGGUUCAUUUCUCAUAGAAUAUAUUAUUCGCACCAGCAACCUUCAGCUUUGGAACUUCCACAUCUCUUCCUGCAAAGAUUUUGGUAAGAACAUUGUGGAAAGUCUUGAAAACACUUCUGUUGUCAACAGUGUACUAAUUGGCUACUUCCAUGAAAAGGAUAGAAGCUGUAUGUUGACAGGGCUGAAAACUCCUCAAAAGCAUGAACUAUGGAUUUCACGUGCAACCUUUAUGAACUUUGACAGAGGCUUUAUUAUCAGAACAGAACAAGUCCUCCUCCUCAAUGCCUCAAACUGGCUGUCAUUUCCAUUCCCUCACUGUACCAUCCUCAAAGAUCUAGACGGCUCUUUCAUUGGACAACCAGGAAGUCAGAUCCUUCCUUCUCUGGAUAUUCUUCCAGAUUCCUGUAGGACAAUUGUCAAUGCCAGUCAAGCUGUCAAUAAAAUAAAUUUGAUUUUUUUCCCCCCAAUCUUCUCAUCUAAUUUAACUGUAACUAAUAGUCGUAAUAAGGUGAUCACUGUCAAUUAUGUGUCUGACACUUUAUCAAUGCAUGGCUGGAUGACUCUUCUUUUGGAUCAAGAAAUUUAUACUUCAUCAUUCAGCAGUCCUCUGCUUCAAAGAAAUUUGCAGUAUGUAGUUACUUUUGAUAAUUUUGCUGUUGGCAAUUAUCUAUUAUUGGAGCAUGAAGGGUUGCCAGACCACAGUCAACUUACAGUGUUUUGUGGAAGAAGACUGGUAAAAGAUAUAUGUGCCAGUGUCAAAGGAGCUGACCUGUCAAAUUCUGAAACAAAGACAAUGGAGGACAAUGGAAAUGAUCCAGUUUCUUCUGUUUCUCCUCCUAUUUACAGAUGGUCCCUUGCUCAAUCCUGGAAUGAUGUGAUAAAGGUCUGGGGCGGCUACAAUAAAAGUAUACCAUCAUCUGAUGAAGAUAUUAUCAUUUUACCAGACAGAACUGUCUUGGUGGAUAUGAAUCUUCCACCCCUACGAGGUCUUUAUAUCCAGGGCACAUUGGAAUUCUCAUUAAACACCAGCCAUCUUCUGAGCGCAGCCUGUAUUGUGAUUGCUGCUGGUGGUGUCUUGAAAAUGGGUAUCACAUUGCAGCAUCCAUUAGAAGAAAGGAGAAAGGUACACAUUCUCCUUUGGGCAUCUGAGCAAGUAAAUUGUGAUUGAUUGAAAGGUUUGAACGUUGGUCCUGGAACCAUUGGUGUUUUUGGGAAGCUGCAGUUGCACAGUGCUUACACCAAGAAGUCAUGGACACAUCUUGGAAAUGAUGUUGCACCUGGAAAUGAAAGUAGGUUUAUGGUGCAAGAUCAUUUGGACUGGCAUCCGGGGAACAGUAUUGUUGUCAGUUCCUCUUCAUAUGAAGUCCAUCCAACUGAAACAAUCACUUUAGAAAACGUUAACAAUCGUAGCAUUAGGAUCCGUGAACAUCUUCUCCGUAGACAUAUUGGGCAUUCCCAUAUAUUAGAAGAUGGUCAAUGGAUUCCCCUGGCUGCAGAGGUUGGGCUUCUGACAAGAAACAUUCAGAUGAAAUCUGACAUGGAUUGCAUAGGAAGACUUCUGGUGGGACCUUGGGGCUAUGCAAACCAAGAUGCAGGUGUGCUUCAACUUUCAAAUGUUGAAAUUUUGAAUUUUGGACCGUCACAGUCUCCAUCAGUUGAUAUUACAAAUUCAUCCCUCAAGUCUUCCAUAAUUUCCUCCAGCAUUCACCACAGCUGUGGUGUUGGUAUUCAAGCCAUUACAAGUAGUGGGCUCUUGCUACAUGAUAAUGUGAUAUUCAGUACAAUUGGGUAUGGUAUACAUUUAGAAGGCCAAAAUCAUAAACUCAUCAUCAAUCUUGUUGUCUUAAGCAAGCAACCAGAAAGCUCAAAGUUCUGGGUUGCUGGCAUCAAAACAAAUGCAGUAGAAAGUGUUAUGUUACAUAAUAAUAGCGUGGCUGGUUCAGAACGGAUAGCCUUUCAUAUAGGUCAAGAAUGUUUCUUAGCAGAGGAUGUUUGCAAUGGCAAUGUAGCUCAUUCAAGCCUUCAUGGGGUGCAUUUAUAUAAAGGAGAUGGCUUUCCAAACUGCACUAAAAUUAUAGGCUUUUUGUCUUACAAAAACUAUGACUAUGGGAUAAUGUUUCAUCUUGUGGAAGUAGUAGUUGAGAAGGUGACACUGGUGGACAAUGUUGUAGGACUCUUGCCAGUACUUUAUGGACCAUCAGCUAAGGUGCACAGUCACCAGAAAAAACAGCACCUGAAACUAAGAAACUCUGUCUUUGUGGCUACUAGCACUUCCUUUGAUUGCAUCAAGGACUGAAUCCAUCCUCUUUCAGCCAAUUUGACAAUGACACACCGAGCUCCACGUAAUCCCUGGAGGGACCGAAUUGGCAUGUUAUGGCCGUCUUUUACCUUGGACUCUAAUUGGUGGCCUGAUGCUCCAUGGCAUAAAAUAAGAAAUUGUUCAAUAGUUAUGGGAGUCACAACUCUACAAGAUAUAACCUUUGGUAGUUUUAAAAAGAGUUGCUAUACUGAUGGCCAAGACAUCUGCAUCAUGACAAAUCCAGGACAUGGAGGCAUCUUGCAUCUGAUCACCUCUGAGCAGACCAGAAUGCUCCAUAUCAGGGAACAAAAUAUGUUCUAUUUUCAUCCACUGCAAACGAGAGUAAGUGAAUCAAUAUCUGGCUCAUUUGGUAAUGCAAUUUGUGGGAAGUCAAGGAAAGCUCUUUUCAAAGAUUUGGAUGGAAGUGCCCUCGGAUUGGAUUCACCUGUAUCAGUUUUCCAAAAAUCAGAAUUGGAUUGGGAACAAGCUUACCAGGAUGCUGAAAGAUGGCAGUAUGACAAUAAAGAAUUUAGAGUCAUUGUCUCAGGGGUACAGUUUCCAAUUGUAUAUGUCUCUCCUAGUUCCAGGGCAAGCAUUUACAGGGAAGAAGGAAAAUGCAUUCUCAAGCCUUCAUCUAAUGUUUACUUCUGUAAGGAAACUGACCAUGCAAUGGUGAUUUUGGAAAACAUGGACACAGAUUUAGAUCACAGGAACCUCUCUCCACCUGUGUUGAUAGCUAGUACCUUUGUGGACACUUUCAGUAAAGCCACAUUGGAGGAGAAUCUUCUGUAUGUUGCUGUUCACUGGGAUGAACCUAUAGAAAUACAUCCACACAGUGCUCUUCAUAUUGCUUUCACCGUAUUAGAGAAUACUGGAGAGAAAGAGCAGGCAAUGCUUAUUCAACAGUUGGCAAGUUUUUUACAAAUUGGACAGGAUAAAAUUAGAGCAGUCUCCAGUACUCCAGGAAAUGAAGACAGAUUAAGGAUUAUUUCAGACAAUAGUGCUGCCUUAUCUGUUGAAUCAAGUUCUUUUACUGUUUUCCCUGUUGCUGUAUCAGAAAAAUCCGCCAUCAUCUUUACUGCUCUCCUGUGUUCAGAAAAACAGACUUUGCAAUUAGUAAUAGCUGGUGAAAGAAUGUUGCAGUCCUCCAGUUACAACAGGAAUGUGGAAGUGCUUUCUGCUGAUCCACAUUUGCUUUGCCUUGAGCCAUCUGUGCUAGUUCCUGAUGGGGAUCUCUUGGGCCACUUCUCCUAUCACCAUUGGCACUGUGUUCCCAAUAAAAGAGCCAUUAAAGACGUUGCAUCAAAAAACAUUGAGUACCACCUUAACAGGAACAGAAAUGAAAUCGAACAAGACCAUUGGCUCAAUAAAAGGAAAUCAACCAGGGAGUCUCUGGAGCUUCAAGAACUUCACAUCAAGGAGCUUAAUGAAUGGAAGAAGACCAAACAGCAUAUUAUUGACUAUGUUCAGCAUAAAGAAAUGAAAGGAGAGCAAUUCAUAGACCAAAAACAUAAGAGACACAAAGAGAUGCCUGUGACAAGAUCUGAAGAAGAUGUGAGGGGAAAACAGGAAAUUACAGUAUCAUAA
Thamnophis elegans (Western terrestrial garter snake) is the source of this 9369-nucleotide messenger RNA. RefSeq names its product PKHD1 ciliary IPT domain containing fibrocystin/polyductin (gene PKHD1). Lineage: Eukaryota; Metazoa; Chordata; Lepidosauria; Squamata; Natricidae. The record is from RefSeq and is a predicted model, not a curated record.